UUUCACCCGGCGACUACUGAGGAGCGGUCCCCAUGUUGGGCGAUGCGCUCUUGAGACUACUCAGCUACCCUGGAGACCCCGCACUGCAGCAUAACCCUUCACAGUCUGCAAGCCCGAUUCUCUGAUAUCACAACUACCCAUGUAACCGCAGUGCAUCCAAGCUCCCGCUGCCAAGACCGGAGAUCGCUCAGAGCCUCAGUAACAUCAACUCAUCGCACUUCGACCUCGGCAGCGGAUCCGCCCUGCACAUUUAUUCAACAGGACUCUGAUCUUGUCGAACAUCAAGCAGACACUCACAGUAUUCACUCGUGCUUCAGCCGCUCUGUUGCCUCGGAUACCACCCUCCCCACAACCUCCAUCCCAUCCGCAGCCACAACCAUGUCCGACCCCCUCGACAUCCUCCCCACAGACCCAGCUGCAGCCGGUGGCAUGGACGCCUCGACCACCACCUUCCCUUCGGAUUCAGAAAACUACGAGUCCGCCGACGUAUCGCCCUCACCGCCGUCUAGCUCCUCGCCCUUGAUCCUGUACUCGCCGCCCACGCUGUGGGGCCUGAUUCGUGGCGCGGCGAUCAACCUGCUUUUGCCGUUUGUGAACGGGCUGAUGCUCGGGUUUGGAGAGCUGGUGGCGAAUGAGGCGGCGUUUCGGUUGGGGUGGAGCGGGACAAAGAUCUUCCCUGCUGGACGGAGCGAUUCGAGACGUGUCGGACCGGGUGUCGAGAUGCGCGCUGAUCCUGUCGAGAGGCGGAGGAGGAAUGGGCAGGAGCUGGAUAUGUACACUGCUCUGGAGUAAGGAGGUCGAGCGCUGAGGCCGAGGACGGCACCAACUAGGAGGCAUUCAGGUACGGUUGAGGUACGAGGAUCGUAUGCACAGGGCGCAUGGCAGACGGCUUUGCCUCGUCCAAGUGAUCUCAAAAUGCGAAUCUAGACAAAACACAAAACAUGCAACAAACGAGACGGCGUUUGCGUCCAAGUAUAUGUACAAAAAUCUACAAGUACA
Messenger RNA from Macroventuria anomochaeta, 999 nucleotides. RefSeq names its product TOM13-domain-containing protein. The transcript has 2 exons. Bases 379 to 792 code for a protein of 137 amino acids. The record is from RefSeq and is a predicted model, not a curated record. Gene Ontology annotation, cellular component: mitochondrial outer membrane. Gene Ontology annotation, biological process: protein insertion into mitochondrial outer membrane; mitochondrial outer membrane translocase complex assembly. NCBI's taxonomy places the organism in Eukaryota, Fungi, Ascomycota, Dothideomycetes, Pleosporales, Didymellaceae.